This is a messenger RNA of Schistocerca nitens (vagrant locust), 543 nucleotides long. RefSeq lists its product as uncharacterized. Bases 1 to 543 code for a protein of 180 amino acids. The record is from RefSeq and is a predicted model, not a curated record. The transcript is spliced from 3 exons. NCBI's taxonomy places the organism in Eukaryota, Metazoa, Arthropoda, Insecta, Orthoptera, Acrididae.
AUGCGCUCGCCUCGCCAGCUCAGGCCCGCGGCCGCAGACUACAUGUCUGCCGCGAAUUUGGUCCGCGGCGGGUUCCAGCCGCGCCUUCCGACUUCGCUGCCGCCCCCAGGGCAGCAGCAGCAGCAGCAGCCGUCGCCGCUACCACGCCGACAGCCCGUCCCGUUGAUGCCUCCCGCGCAGCUUCAUACGGGAGCGCCCCGGGUGGUCGCUCCGGCGCCUGCGGUCCCUCUUCAGUCGCCGCCGCCUUCGGAGCUGAUGGACGUCGACCCCUCAGCCGGGCCGCCUUCCCAAGCGGUGGCUGUGCAGCCUGUACUGCAGCCGCUUUCCUUGGGCACCCCCAAGGAGUCUGACACCGCAGCGCCUUGUCCGGCGCCCACUCAGCAGCCGUCGACGCAGCGUCAGGAGACGCUGCCUCUCUUCGUGGGUCCCAACGCCCCGUCGCGUCCAGUACCAGAAGCUGCGCCCGUGGUCACAGGCGUGCACCCUGACCUCGGUUUUCAGUGUCCUGAACAUCUAAGCAGUCUGGUGUAUGAAGAAUGUUAG